GUGUCCGGACCAAUCGCUUCUCACCGCCCUGGAAGGGGAAGGGACGGGGCGGUGCAAGAUGGCGGCGGGGUAAAGAUGGCGGCGUGGGGGCGGCGGGUCCUGUCGGUCUCUCCUCCGGCGCUGACCGCUGUCCGAUGGGCCUCCAAGAAAUCCGGGGGCAGCUCCAAGAACCUGGGAGGCCGCAGCCCCGGGAAGCGAUACGGGGUGAAGAAAGUGGAAGGUUCAUUUGUGCACGCAGGCAACAUUCUGGCCACCCAGCGAUUGAUCCGCUGGCAUCCAGGGGCUCACGUGGGGAUGGGCCGGAACAAGACACUCUACGCCCUGGAGGAUGGGAUUGUGAGAUACACUAAGGAGGUGUACGUACCCCCACCACGCAGCAGCGAGAGCAGGGAGGUGAUCUGCGCUCUACCCAAAGGUGCAAUUCUUUAUAAAACCUUCAUCAGUGUCAUCCCUACCACAGAAGUAGGAAGUUUCAAGUUGGUCACCAUGCUCUGAGUCUCCUGUGUGACACAGGAAGGGAUGGGAGGAGGCAGCUGGGACAGACCACUGCUGCUGGACCGUUGUCUGAAGAUGACAAGGAAAUUCUUGCUCUGAAAUUAACUGUGCUUUGCUCUCUUGCUCCCAAAGCACACGUAGUUGGUGUUGAGACAUUGAAAUCAUCUGCUGGCCAUUGUAAGAAUGUUCAAUAAAUGCACUGGAGUGCUUGAGAGUCUUGACUGUUCA
This is a messenger RNA of Coturnix japonica (Japanese quail), 723 nucleotides long. It is a transcript of the gene MRPL27, whose product is annotated as mitochondrial ribosomal protein L27. Gene Ontology annotation, cellular component: ribosome; mitochondrial large ribosomal subunit. Lineage: Eukaryota; Metazoa; Chordata; Aves; Galliformes; Phasianidae. Gene Ontology annotation, molecular function: structural constituent of ribosome. The record is from RefSeq and is a predicted model, not a curated record. Gene Ontology annotation, biological process: translation.